UCUGGUCAAAGUUAUGGGAAGCGCAGCCAUGGACACCAAGAAGAAGAAAGAGGUUUCCAGCCCUGGAGGGAGCGGAGGCAAGAAAAACCCCAGCCUGAAGCGACGGUCACUACGAGUGCACAUUCCGGACCUGAGCUCCUUUGCCAUGCCACUCCUGGAUGGAGAUGUGGAGAGUUCGGAAAAGCACUCUUCUCGGAAGGUGGACAGUCCCUUUAGCUCAGGCAGCCCUUCCAGAGGACUCUUCUACAGGGGCCCCCAGCCUCGGCCCUCCAGCCCUGUGUCUGCUCCUGUGAGACCCAAGACAAGCCCUGGCUCUCCCAAAACUGUGUUCCCAUUCUCCUACCAGGAGUCCCCUCCACGCUCGCCACGCCGUAUGAGCUUCAGUGGGAUCUUCCGCUCCUCGUCUAAAGAGUCUUCACCCAACUCCAACCCCUCUACCUCUCCCGGGGGCAUCAGGUUCUUCUCACGGUCCAGAAAAACCUCCAGUGUCUCCUCUUCUCCAUCAACACCCACCCAAGUGACCAAGCCACACCCGUUUCCCCUGGAGUCCUACAAGCAGGAGCCUGAACGCCUAGAAAACCGCAUCUAUGCUUCCUCAUCCCCACCGGACACCGGCCAGCGCUUCUGCCUGGCGUUUCAGAGUCCAGUGCGGCCUCCUCUGGCAUCUCCCACUCAUCAUGUCCCCCUAAGAAACGCGGCGCUGGCGGCGGCCCCGGGACCCGCGGAAGCCGGCAUGCUGGAGAAACUGGAGUUCCAGGAGGAAGCAGAAGACUCAGAAAGUGGUGUUUAUAUACGAUUCAUGAGGUCACACAAGUGUUAUGACAUCGUUCCAACUAGUUCAAAGCUUGUUGUCUUCGACACCACAUUGCAAGUUAAAAAGGCCUUCUUUGCCUUAGUAGCCAACGGAGUCCGUGCAGCGCCUCUGUGGGAAAGUAAAAAGCAGAGCUUUGUAGGAAUGCUCACUAUUACAGACUUCAUAAACAUACUGCACAGAUACUAUAAAUCACCUAUGGUACAGAUUUAUGAAUUAGAGGAACAUAAGAUUGAAACGUGGAGGGAGUUGUACUUACAAGAAACUUUCAAGCCUUUGGUGAAUAUCUCUCCAGAUGCAAGCCUCUUCGAUGCUGUGUACUCGUUGAUCAAAAAUAAAAUCCACAGAUUGCCAGUUAUUGACCCUAUCAGUGGGAAUGCACUUUAUAUACUUACCCACAAAAGAAUCCUCAAGUUCCUCCAGCUUUUUAUGUCUGAUAUGCCAAAGCCUGCCUUCAUGAAGCAGAACCUGGAUGAACUUGGAAUAGGAACGUACCACAAUAUUGCCUUCAUUCACCCAGACACUCCCAUCAUCAAAGCCUUGAACAUCUUUGUGGAGAGACGGAUAUCAGCACUGCCUGUGGUGGAUGAGUCAGGAAAAGUUGUAGAUAUUUAUUCCAAGUUUGAUGUAAUUAAUCUUGCUGCUGAGAAAACAUAUAAUAACCUGGACAUCACGGUGACCCAGGCCCUGCAGCACCGCUCACAGUAUUUUGAGGGUGUGGUCAAGUGCAGUAAGCUGGAAACACUGGAGACCAUCGUGGACAGGAUAGUAAGAGCCGAGGUCCAUCGGCUGGUGGUAGUGAAUGAAGCAGAUAGUAUUGUGGGUAUUAUCUCCCUGUCAGACAUCCUGCAAGCCCUGAUCCUCACACCAGCAGGUGCCAAGCCGAAGGAGACAGAGGCCGAAUGACCACUGUAGAUGCCCUCACAGGAGAACUUGAACAAAGUCUCGGGGUCACAUUUUGCCUCAUGAACACUGGCUGCAAUAGAAGAAAUUAAAAUGGCUAAGAAUGUAUAUCAGGGUUUGGCGAUGGGUAUUUUUCCAGUGAUUUGUAAGCAUAGGAAAAGAUUUUAUGUGCUUGAAGAAGAUUCAGGCUUGCGUUCAAAGACUGUCCUCAGACCCCCGUCCGAGGGAUUUUCAAUGCUGUAUGUCAUUAAAGUGCACUGUGUCCUGAAAUUAGUACUACUUUUCAUUUCAAAGCAGUUACUGGGAUGGAACAGGUGACCAGAAGUGAGUGAAGGGCACGUCCACACCACGUGCCUUACGUCCAAACACGCAGUGUGUCCCCGCCGCUGCCACACGCCCCAAAGUGCUGCUGAAGAGACACUCAGCCCAAUGUGAACGUCUUCAAACCUUUUAACCAGUCUCUCUCUCUCCCCUCAAUUUGCUGAAAAUUUGUAAUUUUAAUAUAGGCAGCUGAAAACUGGAGGUGACGGGUCUAAGUGGUGCGUGACUUGUUCUGGCUACUGUGUCAGUGAGGCUGGCUUGGUAACAACAGUUUAUUUUUACUCUCAUGCAGUUUUUUUUUUUUUUACACCUUUUGGUGAAUGGACUUCACCAAACCUACAAAUAAAAUCUUGGUCUCUGAAA
This is a messenger RNA of Mesocricetus auratus (golden hamster), 2398 nucleotides long. RefSeq names its product protein kinase AMP-activated non-catalytic subunit gamma 2 (gene Prkag2). The coding region runs from base 14 to 1717 and encodes 567 amino acids. The record is from RefSeq and is a predicted model, not a curated record. The transcript is spliced from 16 exons. Lineage: Eukaryota; Metazoa; Chordata; Mammalia; Rodentia; Cricetidae.